UGGAGAAAGCUGGUCGGCGGCCUGUGCUCCAUUGGGAGUAACAGGCGUAAGUAAGUAAUUAAGUGUACGAAGAUCCUAAACUUGUUACGGAACUAUUUAAUGAACACUUUUGUUCCUCAUUAACUGAUGAAAAACCACUUAAUGAUUCAGAACUUAUCACAGCAUCUGCCUGUGAGAUUACUAACGUAGACUUCAAUGUACAGAAUAUCUCUAAGGCAAUUAGUACACUGAAACACUCCUACACUGAUGGACCGGACGGUAUUCCGACUAGCAUGUUAAAACGUGGAGGAAAUGAUAUGUGUGUUUUAUUACUCAAACUAUUUGCGAUAUCACUCUCUACAGCGCAUUACCCUACUGUCUGGAAAACUACACACAUCAUUCCCAAAAUUAAAACAGGACCUGAAGCAAAUGUUGAAAAUUACCGACCCAUAAACAUAACUUCAGUGGUGUCUAGAGUGAUGGAGAAAGUAGUUAAGGCGGCGUUAGUCCAACAUGUAAUUACUAAUAAUCUCAUCUCGGUCUCCCAACAUGGAUUUCUUAGGUCCAGAUCAUGUGAUACAUGCCUAGUGGACUACAUGAAUGAUAUAACUCUGAAACGAGACAAUGGACUCCUUGUAUCAGUCAUAUUUUUAGACUUUAAGAAAGCUUUUGAUAAGGUUCCACACAAACGGCUACUAGCCAAACUACGGUCCUUCGGAAUCAACAACCCACUCUAUUCAUGGUUUGUUUCAUUCUUAAAGGAACGUAAACAAAUGGUAAAGUACCACGACUGUCUCUCAUUACCUAGACCAAUAACUAGUAGAGUCAUCCAGGGAAUUGUAUUGGGCCCACUUUUGUUUCUCAUGUAUAUAAACGAUAUAUGUAACAUCAUAAAAUCUGGGAAACCACACUUAUAUGCUGAUGAUCUCAAAAUAGUAUACAGUUAUAAGCCUGAGGCUCUAAGUGAAAGUGUACCCCUGAUUCAAGAUGAUCUCAAUAACCUAACUAUCUGGAGCGAAAAGUGGCAAUUACCAUUUCACCUCCACAAAUGCGGGAUCAUGCACCCCUAUGAACCCCAACUUUACUUAAAUAAAAGUAAAGUCCAGACACUUAAUUCAGUACACGAUCUAGGAAUAAAUUACACUGGAAGCCUAAACUUUAAAGCACACGCCUCCUCUAUUAUUUCUAAAGUCAGACGUCUAAUUGGCUUCAUAAUGAAAAAUUUCUUCACGACGGAUGCUAAGCUUACCCUUUACAAAAUAUGUGUACGACCUUCCUUAGAAUACUGCCCUUUUAUCUUCUCUAAUAUGAAUACCACUGACAAAAUAAGAGUAGAAGAUGUUCAAAGACGCUUUACACGCCAACUGCUAGGAAGUGACACCACUCUUGAUUACACAAGUAGAUGUAAGCACCUCUCUUUAGAACCUUUAUGGCACCGUAGGUUAAGGAACAAUCUGAUAUUUCUCUACAAAGCAAUAAAUGGACUGUCAUUCCUAACCUCCUGCCCAACUACGAUCAAUAACCCAGCCUAUAGACUAAGAAACAAUGCAUAUAAACUAUUUACCGAAAAACACCAAAAACAAAUGCGUUGUAGGUUUUUUACAGUUCGGUAUAGUUUAUUGUGGAACAGGUUGCCAAUACCUAUCCGUAACUGUGAUACCUUCACCAAAUUUAAAAGGCUAAUAACCCUGUUACUAAACUCUAAAGAACUUCAACUAUUCCUUGAACUCCCGCCUACCAAUGAGGCACUUUAUUAUGGACCGCCCAAUAUCUAGACGGAACAAGAAUAUAACGAACUCCAUUGUCAUUAGUUUGAAUAUAGCAAAACUAAAGAAAACAUGCUUCAUCCUCCCCCACUAUUUAUUGAUUAUUAACCAUGGCCUUCCGCUCCUAACCCUCAUUUUCGGUUUCCGAAUUUCUCUAAUGGAUAAAUCCAAAUUAUUCUUCCUAAGUGUCAUGUCCUUUUAUUUUUCUUAUUACAAGUAGACAGAUAACUCACUAAUCUUAUGGAUGCUGACCAACUAAGGCCGAUCAAAAGAAGCUCAAAUGUCCUAAAUUCUUCCUCCUGCAGAUACUCCACCGAAAACAGAUAUGGCACGGGUGACUUCGUCCUAUACCGUUAUUAAAGCCUCAGAUAUUCCGGAGGGAUAUAAGUUCGAAACUUCUAAAAGCCCCCAACUUCGCAUGUAUCUAUUCUCAACCAUCAGUUGUAUGUUGCAACG
Molecule: messenger RNA, 2201 nt
Organism: Schistosoma rodhaini
Lineage: Eukaryota; Metazoa; Platyhelminthes; Trematoda; Strigeidida; Schistosomatidae
Source: the annotation of a GenBank genome assembly